CAAUUUCUCAAAACCCACCCCGCCAAGCUCAUUCAAUCUCUGCACCAAGCUUACAAAUACCUCUCACAUUUGACACCCAUUUUCAUUCCGCGCAUCUUUGCAAUUAUUUUCCCCCUUGUUCUUCAAACACAUUGACGGCUGGGGAAAUGGAGUUGCAGGCGGAUCUGCUUCUUUCACCAAGGUCUCAGCAUUUGGGUAUUUCUGUGGAACAACACCAACACAAAGAGAACUCUCCUCCAUUUUUCGCAGAUAGAUUGCCCACACCAUCUUUUGCCCUACAAUUUUUCAAGAGGCAGCCUCUGCAAGAUAUUACCCACCUGUUUGCUACUAAUGAUAAUACCCAAUCCAUCUAUGAUGGAAGAAGAAUGUCCUCUGUAAUGGAGACGAGGGGUCUGGUAGAGCAGACAUCAAGUGCUGGAAACAAGAAGAGAAGAUCCACAAAUCUGUCAAAUGACAGCAAUAUUAGUAGCUCCAAUCUGAAGAGACCAUUGCUGAGAAGAGAUUUCAGGUGAAAUGCUUAGUGGUAGUAGGCGUUACCCAGAUUUGUGCUUCUUUAUUGCAAUCAGAAAUUCUGUAUAAGCUCUGGUCUCACCUCAACUUUGGAGACAAAUUACAAUAACAUACCCCUUAAAUUACCAACUGUUUUGGUAUUGAAUGUAAGAUGGGUAUGAUAGAGUAAGAGAGGCAGAAAUCAUGUCCUCUUUUGUGCUUUACUGAUGUUCCGUAUUAUGAAUAAAAGCCUCAUUUUUUCA
This is a messenger RNA of Cryptomeria japonica (Japanese cedar), 752 nucleotides long. RefSeq lists its product as uncharacterized. Lineage: Eukaryota; Viridiplantae; Streptophyta; Pinopsida; Cupressales; Cupressaceae. The transcript has 2 exons. The record is from RefSeq and is a predicted model, not a curated record. The coding region runs from base 147 to 512 and encodes 121 amino acids.